AUGAUCUUCUUUCUCUGUUUUUUACUUUUUUUCCAAAAUAUUCCUAUCUCGUUUCACUCAGCUUUUAGACUGGCUCUUUUUUUUUCCUCUUCUUUCUCCUUUUUUUCCUUUUUUUUUUAUCUCUCUCACCAGUCCAUUUUUCCUUUUUUCUUUCUUACAUACACUUUUUCCUUCUCUCCUAUCAUUCUUAUCUUCUCUUUUUUUCUUUCUCAUCACUUAUUUUUUCUUUCUGUAUCUUUCUUACCAGUCUGUUUUCUAUCUUUUCUUUCUUACAUAAUCUUUUUCUAUUCUCUCUUUAUCAUUCUUAUCUGCUCUUUUUUUUCUUUAUUGUCUCUUCUUUGUCACAUAAAUUUUUCUCUAUCUCACUCACCAGUCCAUUUUUCUUUUCUUUCUUUUCUACUCUUUUCCCUUCUCUCCUAUUUUUUCCUUCUCUCUUUACAUUCUUAUCUGCUCUUUUUUCUUCCUAACCUAAUCUUUUCUCUUUUUCUUUUUAUCUCUCUGACCUACUCUUUUCCCUUCCCUUUUUAUCUUUCUUUCUUACUCCUUUUUUCUCUCUUGCUCUUUUUAGCUUCUCUCUUUAUCUCACUUACCUGCUUUUUUCUUUUCUCCUAUACUUUCCACACUGCUGACUUUCUUACCUACACAUUUUCUCUUCUGCUUAUCUCUCUUACUUACUCUUUUUUUUUUUCCUAA
This is a messenger RNA of Acanthosepion pharaonis, 693 nucleotides long. The record is from the annotation of a GenBank genome assembly. Lineage: Eukaryota; Metazoa; Mollusca; Cephalopoda; Sepiida; Sepiidae.